Molecule: messenger RNA, 967 nt
Organism: Panicum virgatum (switchgrass)
Lineage: Eukaryota; Viridiplantae; Streptophyta; Magnoliopsida; Poales; Poaceae
Product: 14 kDa proline-rich protein DC2.15-like
Exons: 1
Coding region: 160-561 (133 amino acids)
Source: RefSeq, a predicted model, not a curated record
AGGAGAGUUAGGGUUCUGUUCUAUAAAUACCCAUAUUCUCCCCUCCCUAAACCAUCCCAUCUCACUAGCUAGCACUAGCAGUCGCUUGCUGCUACUCAGUUCUUGUAGCUAGCAUAGUGCUCAGCUGAGCUUACAACCUAAAUAUAUAAGGCGUAAACCAUGGCAUCCAAGGCCGUCCUCUUCUUGGCACUCAACCUCCUCUUAUUCACGGUGGCCAACGCCUGCGGCGGCUGCCCGACCCCACCAACGCCCCCGGCUGUGCCGCCGCCGCCGCCACCUUCUACCCCACCCCCAUCAUCCAGCGGCAAGUGCCCGGUGAACGCGCUCAAAUUCGGCGUGUGCGUCAACGUGCUCGGCCUCGUCAAGGGCGAGGCCGGCAAGGUGCCCGCUGAGCCGUGCUGCAGCCUCCUCAACGGCCUCGCCGACUUGGAGGCCGCCGUCUGCCUCUGCACGGCCAUCAAGGCCAACGUGCUCGGCGUCGUCAUCGACAUCCCUAUCAAGCUCAGCGCCCUCGUCAACUACUGUGGCAAGUGCGUGCCCAAAGGCUACACCUGUGCGUAAACACGCCGCGGCUACACGCUCGUAGCCGCUCACGCAAUCUGCAUGGCAUAUAUACGUGCGUUGGGUUUGCUGCUGAACUCUUCUGUCUCAUUUGUGCAUGCAACUUCGGUUCUGCAACCUAGAACCAUGCAUUUCGUCCAAAUGCUUUGUCAGUUUGUGUGUAUUGCAUUGUGUCUCUUGUCGAAUUUCCUUUCAUUUUUGAAUUUGUUCAUAAGAGGCAUGCAUCUCUCCUUGAAGUGAACAAGAGGAGUAGUGUUGCUUCUAGUUAUUGCAAAUCAUGUAAUCUGUUGGGAAACUUUUAUUGUGUAUGUAAAAUCAAGCGCUUGAACUAUCUGUAAUAAUACUUAUUCGUUAAUUGUUCCUUCUCUUUCGGAGGGAUAAUAAAGCCAUUUGGUUACUCUCUCAA